GGAGUGUGGAAGGAAGGGGGAGGGAGAGAGCGCCGCACUGUGUGUUUGUGUGUGAGUGAGUACUGUGAUGCUGGGCAGGCGGUGGGCGCACCCCGAGCAGUUUCUCCCCCUUUUGCUCAGGCUGCUGGCUCUGGGCUGCGGGGUGGUGUUGAUCUGUGAGCUGGCCAUUUACUACAUGGUACUGCUGCGUUGUGGCUGGCCCCGGUUGAAAGCUCCGGCUGAGCCCGGCCAGGAUAGACCCUCAGCGCCAGCGCUCAGGACUUUGUUCCUCGCAGACACCCACCUCCUGGGAGCCCUCAGGGGGCACUGGCUGGACAAACUCCGGAGGGAAUGGCAAAUGGAGCGGGCCUUUCAGACGGCUCUGUGGCUCUUCGAACCAGAUGCUGUGUUUGUUCUUGGUGACCUCUUUGACGAAGGGAAGUGGAGCUCCCCCAAGGACUUUAAAGAAGACGUCAGGCGUUUCCGAAUGAUGUUCAGACAUUCUGCCAGCACAGAGUUGUUUGUGGUUGUUGGGAAUCAUGACAUUGGCUUCCAUGAUGAGAUGGAUUGGUACAAACUGCAGAGGUUUGAUGAUAUAUUUAACUUCUCCUCCGCUAAAGUGGUGUCCAGGAAAGGAGUGAAUUUUGUGCUGGUUAACAGCAUUGCCUUGCAAGGGGACGGUUGCUCCAUUUGUGAGAAAGUAGAAAACGAUCUCCAUCAGCUCUCCCUGGCACUGAAUUGCUCCCGACAGUUGGAUCCAAAUCAUUCCGGUGGGAAUUGUAAAGAUAAGGACAUAUUCCCUGAAUCAGCUCCGAUUUUACUCCAGCAUUAUCCCCUCUAUCGAGUCAGUGAUGCCGAGUGCACGGGCGAGGACUCUGCUUCCCCUGAAGAGAAGAAGCUGCUGUUUCGGGAGCGGUACGACACCUUGUCUGUUGAAGCUUCUAACAUGCUGCUGUGGUGGCUUCAGCCCCGCUUGGUCCUGAGCGGCCACACGCACAGCGCCUGCACCGUGCAGCACGGCUCCCAGCGGCCCGAGAUCAGCAUCCCCUCCUUCAGCUGGAGGAAUCGCAACAACCCCAGCUUCCUCCUGGCCACUAUUACAGCGACUGACUUUGCAAUCCACAAGUGUUUUAUGCCAAGAGAGAGCACUGUAUUCACCAUUUACAUGGCAGCGGGCGGUAUGGCCGUCCUCCUGAUCGUGUUACAUUUCCACCUGUUCCAGUGGGCGAUGCAUAACCUGACUCACAAACUCGUCAACCUGAUCAAAGGCCACCGAUGUGACUAGCUGCUCCUGUCAGUAUCUGGUGAUCUGCAUUGGGUGAGAUUCUGUGGGCUAUGCUGAUAUUCCUUUGAAGUAAGGAAAUAUCUGUGAAGCUCUUCCAAUCUCAUUGGAUUGCUGCAGGUCAGAACUGGCAGAACAUGUAGGUGGAGUGUAGAUUAUCAUCAGCUGGGGAAGUGAGCGAGCUGGUCUUUCCACUUAAAUGAACAGGAGAAAAAGUGUCACAAAACAAGUCCCGCUCCACUGUGGAGACGUAAGGAACUGCAGAUGCUGCUUUACAAAAACGGACACAUAAUGCUGGCGUCCCUCAGCAGUCUGAAGAAAGGUCCCGACACAAAACAUCAUCUAUCCAUGUUCUCCAGAGAUGCUGAUAGAAGGAACUGCAGAUGCUGCUUUACAAAGAAAAAAGUCACAAAGUACUGGAGAAACACAGCGGGUCGGGUUGCAUCUCUGGAGAACAUGAAUAAGUGAUGUUUGGGGUCAGGACUCAAGAAGGUGUCCCAGGCCGAAACUGUCACCUAUUCAUGUUCUCCAGAGUUGCUUCCUGACCCACUGUUUUACUCCAGCACUUUGUGUCCUUGUCUGUCGUGUUUCACAAGAUAACACCGAGUACUAACAUCGCCCAUUCACCACUCGAGGGAAUGUUUGGCCGAGAUACGUGCCUCUGUUACCCGCGUGGUGUUUAAUAACAGACAGACAUUGUUUAAUGUGGGUUCAAGGAAACACACACCAACAAUACAACCAGAACCUUGACUAAACAAACUUCAUUGUCCACAUUGCAAUAUGAUUUAAAAUGCGUGUAAUCUAGUGAGUUACCAGGUUCACUUUGAAACUCAUUGUCGGCUUAUAAGUCUUGCAUCAGUGGUAAGGAAGUUAUUUGGAAGUGUUCUGAGAAAUUUAUCUGCACUUUGAAAGGAAGGGAUAGCCAGCAAUGUUUAUUAAGGGGAGAUUAUUUGUCUUGUCUAAUUUGAUUGAAUUUUUUAAAGAGGAUUUAUAUUAUUUAUGAUGACCAACUGGAAUGGUUGAUAGUAAUGGGUUAUGAUAGUAAUGAUUAUUUGUUUUGGAGAGCAAGAGGGUUAUGAAGGCAUAUUCCUACCAAAUGAUUGAACUAGUAGGGUGUUUGCUUUGCUCUGCAAACAGAUUGUUUUCUGAGUUUAGUGUAAUCUAGAGACAGGGCACGCAAACAGGCCCUUCGGCCCACAGUGUCCAGGCCGACCAUUGAUCACCCAUUCACUCCAGUUCUAUGUUAUCUCACUUUCCCAACACGGGGAAAUUUAGAGGCCAACCGACCUACAAACCUGUACCCCACAUCGAGUCCACGCUGACCAGCGAUCCCCGCAUACUAAUACUAUUCUGCACACACACUGGGGACAAUUUACAAUUAUACCCAAGUCAAUUAACCUACAAACCUGAAUACCUUUGGAGUGUGGGAGGAAACCCGAGCAGCACCCGGAGAAAACCCACGCAGGUUACAGGGAGAACGUACAAACUCUGUUCAGACAGCACUCAUAGUGAGGAUCAAACCUGGGACUCUGGCGCUGUAAGGCAGCAACUCUACCGCUGCCUCACCGUGACGCACAACUGCAGCAUUUUGGCUCUCCGUGCUCCUGCCUGACUUGUGCAAGGCCCCAUCAUAGUGAACGAACCCUGCCUAAGAACACCAACCCUCAACACUAAUUUAUGGGUGGGACCCAUUCGGCCUCUUGGACUGUACACAGAACAUUUUCCUGUCAAACGCUGGAAGAAACGCUGGAACGCUGCGGUGAAGCAGGAAGAUUCAAGUACAUCGGUGUUGUCACUUUUGCAGGGAAUACCACUGAGUAUACCACAGGGUAACUAAACUGAGACAGAAUAUAAGCUCGGCCAUUGAUGUUGUCUGAUCAUCUAAAUUCCUUUCAUUUUCAUCAAGAAUACCAUAUUCUGAAAUUCUACAUAUUGUGCCAUAUUGAUCCAAUGUGCAAUCGAUUUUUACAGUUUUAAAACUAAUAUUUAUAUUUGUGACUUGUUAAAAAUAAAGUUACUAGAAAAAGGAA
Messenger RNA from Leucoraja erinaceus (little skate), 3291 nucleotides. RefSeq names its product metallophosphoesterase 1 (gene mppe1). Gene Ontology annotation, cellular component: endoplasmic reticulum-Golgi intermediate compartment. Gene Ontology annotation, molecular function: phosphoric diester hydrolase activity. The coding region runs from base 68 to 1264 and encodes 398 amino acids. Gene Ontology annotation, biological process: endoplasmic reticulum to Golgi vesicle-mediated transport; GPI anchor biosynthetic process. The transcript is spliced from 9 exons. NCBI's taxonomy places the organism in Eukaryota, Metazoa, Chordata, Chondrichthyes, Rajiformes, Rajidae. The record is from RefSeq and is a predicted model, not a curated record.